AAACAGGAAAUACAAAGAGAAAGUGAAAGUUGUACGUUUUAAUAAAUAACCCACGCCACAUGGUCUUACAACUGUUUCUUAGAAAUCCGCUCUAGUGACUGUUCAUUGAGUCUUAUAGAGCAUCGAGAAACCUAGGAAAAUGGCUUCUGCGGACCAAAAUGCGGCAACCGGGUCCGCAACUGGCCAAGAUGCAGCGAACGGAAGACGAGAGAGAAGUUACGAAGUGCCUCGCAUAUCAAAGCCUGAUAUAUUCAUGGCUUUAGCCCUAUGGAUGGAACGAUCGCCACUCGCUCAGUCUCCCAGUGAAUAUUUAGCAAGUGAAGAACAGGAUAUCAAGAUCAAUAAGAGUGGUGCUGUAUUUGUACUGCCGAAUGACAGAGCCUUGUCGGUUGACBGCAGUAAGGAAGGUGUUCACGCAGCGGUGAGUGCACUGAACAAGUUCGGCCAAGAAAGAGCUAAAGGGUGUCAGGUCUAUCUGUCAAGAAGGCCAUGUUCCUUCUGUGCCAAGCUGCUUGUGCAGUGCGAGGUUUCCAAAGUGUAUUACCUUCCACUAGAACCUGAGCUUGAUGAUGCCAAUGAUGUCCUUAGGGUGGAUAACAUGUUUAAGUGUUCAAGUGUUGGCUUAUCAAUCAAGGUACCAAGGAUUGAAGAAUCAGUGGUGCAAGACCUUGAUCACAGGGUGUCUCCGUACACCAAUAGGAGUCAGGCAGGUCCUGAAGGGCGUUUUGGUGAUGUUCUGUUGGCGGAAUACUGGAAUGAUGACUGGAAGGGUAGAGCAGGUGAUGUCCUCAAUUGGCCUGCAUUUGACGAGCAUUUGAAGGAGCAGAUAACUAGUGACAUGAAAAGCCUGAUGAACUGGAUUGCACUUACCACUGUCAAGGACGUACCCGACGAUAUUAUAUUUGUUGAGAUUCAAGAUAAAGAUCACAAGCCUAAGGACCAAAACCUCCCAGGAGAGAACAUCGACCAGGCAGCUAGCAGUGGACCCGGAAGUGAAGACAGCGGAAGUGCAAGAGAUGACACUCCUCAACACUCACCACUACAGCGAGCAGUGACGCAGAGUGGAGGGCUAGGGAAGCGCAAAGAAAAUAAGAAGCCUGUGUCUACUAGUGACAAGCAAUGGCAGGCUGAUACUCUGCACAUGAGUAGACUGGCCCAGAUGCUGUCCCAAAGGAGCGAUGACCCCACCAGGAGAGUAGGGUGUGUCCUGAUGGUAGGCGACGAAGUGGCUGCUAUUGGUUGGAACGGCUUCCCAGCCAAGGCGCUCUAUGGAGAGUUCCCUAGGGCAUCGAACACUGAAGAAGAAAGAAACAAGAAAGAGCCUUAUGUUAUCCAUGCUGAACAGAAUGCCCUACUGACAAAGAACAGAAACCUCCACGACGACUCUUCCAUACUCUUCAUCAACGAGGUCCCGUGCGAUGAAUGUGUUCCUCUGUUGAUUCAAGCUGGUGUCAAGAAAUUUGUCAUUCCCAAGCUUGAAGGUCCACAGAUUGGAGAAGGUCAAAUAUCUGGUCCAAGCGAUUCCAAGAAAGCCUUUAAAAGAGCCUUCGAAAAUGGAGAAAUUGAGUGUUUUGGCUCGAAAAAGUCAUCGGCUCGUAGAAACCUAUUCCAAUAACCAGAUGACUGAUUGAUCUAACGAUACAGCGAAGAGAAGAACGUAUCAACCAUUGAUAAGUAACAUGUCAAUUGGAAAUAAUAAAAUAUUAAGAAAAUAAAAAGUAAAUCCUAACAAGAAUGUGUGAUAUUAAAAAUUCAUGUAUAACACG
Actinia tenebrosa (Australian red waratah sea anemone) is the source of this 1766-nucleotide messenger RNA. RefSeq names its product dCTP deaminase. Gene Ontology annotation, molecular function: dCMP deaminase activity; zinc ion binding. The record is from RefSeq and is a predicted model, not a curated record. NCBI's taxonomy places the organism in Eukaryota, Metazoa, Cnidaria, Anthozoa, Actiniaria, Actiniidae. Gene Ontology annotation, cellular component: cytoplasm.